Messenger RNA from Caenorhabditis auriculariae, 8679 nucleotides. The record is from the annotation of a GenBank genome assembly. NCBI's taxonomy places the organism in Eukaryota, Metazoa, Nematoda, Chromadorea, Rhabditida, Rhabditidae.
AUGUACGGCGGUUACGGUUAGUUUUUUCUCGAUUUUUCAUGGUUUAUUACUUUUUUGCAGGUCCUCCUUAUUCGGAUGGUCGACCUCCAGGGGGUUAUUCCGAUUCUGCUAGGAAUCCGCCUCAAGUAAAUUUUCAAACUUCUUUUCAAGUUACAGUUGUUCAAUUUUGUAGGAUAUGGGUCGUGGAGACUAUGAAAGUUUUAUGCGACUUAAUAUGCAUUAUCCACCGCAACAACCAAAAUGGAACGAAUCGUGGAAACAUGAACAACUUCAUUUCGAUCAUCGGUUUGAAAAAAUUGAUUGGGAAGAGGUUAUUUUGGAAAUUCAGGCCGAUGGAAAGGCCUCAGUUCGAUAUGAACAGAGCCCGAGAAGAUAGUUGGAUGUCGGAUCGACGUUUCAAUCAUUUUCCUGAAAGUGAUAGAAGGUUCGAUGAAUUGCUUUGAAAUAAUUUUUAACUUGAAUUUUAAGGAGAGACCACAGAUUUGAAAUGGAACAGCCAAGAUUGAGAUCUCGCUCUCCGCCAAGAUUUUCGAAUUUUGGAAUUGAAAGGGAGUGGGAAUCGGGCGAAGGCUCAAGAAGAGACGAAAGAAGACCUUUUGAAUAUGGAAUCGGUUAGAAACUAGCUUUGAUUUUAAAGGCGCAUAGACUUUUCAGUGUGAUUUUUGAUCAAAAAUUACUUCUGCGCUUUUGAAAAUUUACCAAGAAUCUCCCAAACCGAAUUUCUAUUCAUAUUGUUCUUUUAGAAAGAGCUCCAGAAGUGUUGGAUCAACCGUUUUUGGACAGAAUCGGCGCCAAAGUGUACGAAUAUUGAUUUUUCUUCGAUUUAUUAAAAUAUUUUGUUUUUUAGAAUGCCUGACGGACGUCUAAUGAACAAAGAAGGCUUCACUCUCCGUACCAGGGAUCCUCAUUGCGACGCGGUUUUCAAAUAUUACCCAGAAAACAUUUUAUAAAAAUAAUUUUUUUAGCCUUCACCCCCGCUUUUCAACCCAGGGAGAGAAAGAAGAGAACGGGAACGCGAAGAAAGAUUGGCCGCGGCUCAGAUGGAUCCUCAAAUUUUGCAGAAGGUUUGAAACUUUUUUUCUCUGUGUUUUAUCAAAAUUUUGUUUUUCCGCUUUUUAUGUGUACAGAACUCUUUUUCUUGAAAUUUAUACGAUUUCGAAAUUUUGUUGAUUUUCUUGCCCUCUUGGUUUUAUCACUGAACUUCUCGUUAUCAAUUCUGAGUUUUGCAUCAGUUUUUCCGAUAUUUAUCUUUAUUUUUUUAUCAGUUUUUCACAGAAAAAGUUUUUUAGAUUCUUCUUUUUUUCAGAAAUUCGUUAAACUUUAUUGUUAUUUUCUGUUUGGUUUUUUUUUUCUUGAUGUUCAGAAACUCUUUUUUUAAUUUGAAAAUGGGAAAUUUAGCUUUAAAGAACAGAUUUUCUAUUCUUGAGAGGUCUUUAAAAAAACAAAUAUUCCGACGAUUUUUUCAUCGCCGUCCUAAUGGCAUACCUUGUGUAGGAAACAUGGAAAAAAUCCUAAGUUUUGGGAAUUUUUUAACACCUCAAACUUUAUUGCACUUGUUUUUUGAAUCUUGUUGUCCGAUUUACUGAAUUUUAGCCCAUAAAAUUGAAAAAAAGACCUUUCAUUAGUUAAAAAUCUGUAGAAAAAGGAUCAAUUUCAACUGAAUCUACUGUCUUUACUGUCCUAAUGCUUCCAAAAGCCCGAAUCAGUUGAAUAUUUCGAAAAUUUCAUCAUUUACAGAACGCCGAGCUGCAAAUUGCCAUGAUGCAGAACAUGAACAAGCGUCAGGAAGAAGAGAAACGCGAUGAUUCGCGCCAGGAAAUGAUCCCACGGGCGCCGACGCCGCCGGGGACUUUGACGGCCGUCGACGGAGAAGAAGCCUCCGCCCAGGGCAGGCCCGCCCUCAACUUGGCCUCUGCCGUCGCGAUUGCUGAGGCUGUCGCUCAGGUUGGCUUCCUGUUCUUGAAGGAAUGAUUGAAUUGAUUUCCUGGGACUCGAAAUGCCUUGAAACUGCCCGGAAUGGCUCAAAUCGAGCUGCAUUUUGUUGGCUAAACUAUUUUAGUACAGCUCCUUUUCUUCAUGAUGCCCUUAUGCGCAAGUAGGUUGAGGUCGGGCGCGCGAAAAUAGCAAAAAAUUUGAGCCAUUCCCAAUGCGGCCAAGGGUUCAUUUCGUGUAAAAUUGGUUUUUUGGUUAAAUAUCCCUGAAUGACUUUUUUUUAAACUUUGUGUUUAUGGGAUUUUCGUUUUGGAUCGGAAUAUUUGUUCAAUUUAAAAAGUUACAAACAAUAAUUUCGAUUAAAAAAAAACAAAAUAUGUAUAUUAUUUUUCAAGUGGAACGACUCGAAUAUAAGAAUCCGCAGUUGAGAAUUUUUCAACAUACAAUUUACGUAAUUUUUCUUUUUUUGGCAGAACAGAAUGGGUAAAGUUAUCAUUUAACAUACCUAAAUAUUAACUGAGGCCGGAAAAUAAAAUAUAAUAUUUAUAAAUAGGGGAAUAUGAAAAUAAAUAAAUGAAAAAAUAUCGAGAUUCCUCCUCGGUAGAGUUCUUAACAAAAAGAUUAAAAUAGAAGGGUUUUCUUUGUCCCAAACGAACAAGAAAUAAAAGGAUUAUACAAGGAGAUAAAUGAAAAAGGACGAAUUAUAAGUUUACUCACUCUUUUUCAAAAUGAAAAUAAAAGUUUACAAUAAUAACAACACUGUUGGGAAAUAAAAUAAAAAAGAUUGGUCUUCAACCUCUUUGGUUUAGAAGUUAAGUUGGGUUUGGUAUUAUCUCAUCAGUUUUUGCCCAAUAAAUGCUGGUUUAUAAUAAUAAUUGUAUAAUAACUGUUUAAUAAUAACAUAAUAACUGCUCUCCUAUCCAGUUACAUAACAUCCUUGACCGUCCCCGUCAGUUCAGAGAAACGGUUGCAAGCCAAUAAGAACGAAACCUUCAAAGGCUUUUUUCAGUUUUUUUUUUCUCGCUAAUGUUUGGAACGACAUUGACCAUGAAUGAUUGGCAGAAAACUCAAAAAAACGUUCGAGGAAAUUUUUGUAGCGUAUGCAGAACAUGUUGGCGUCGAACAUGUACUUUCAAGAGUUCAUAGGUUUUUGCCGUAACCAAAUUGAUCCACUUCGUCGUCAUUUUCAUCCCCUGCACCAGGUUCCGUAAAAUAAAGCAAUUGAAGAUAAUUGGAUGAAAAGCUGCGAAACGAUACAAACUACAAAUUUAGUGCCGAUCUUGAUCGAAAUAAUAAACAAAAAGUCAAAUACUAACAGUUUUGGGAGGUGAGAGAUAAUGAAAGAUAAAACGUAUAAUAAAAAGAGAAGUUAAUCAUAGAGAGUUCCGCGAACUUAUCAUGGUCUUUAAAAAAAAAUUUUAAGAAGAAAAACCAUAGUACAGGACACGUUUUUGAGCCCGCUUUAGGACAUGUGAUCUGAAGGAUUACGGUAUUUCGGCCAGAAAAAAAAUGUGACAAACCGGGGCUGUAAGAACAGCUGCGGAUUCUUUCAAACUCGAUGUCGUUCCCAAUAAAAAUGAUAAAUAUUAAAAAAAUUAGCUUCCGAAAAAAACUUAAAGAAUUUUUUUGUGAAGAAAAAUUUAACAAAAUAUAAAUAAAAUAAUAAAUGUAAGGCGCUUUGCAGCCCGCUGGUCAGCCAAACACUGAUGGCGGCUCAAGCGGACAAGGUACACCGAAAAAAACUAGAAGAGGAGGAAAAGGAAGAGGCGGUAAAAGAAAGGCCAGCAAAAUCGCCCAAGCGAUGGAAAAAGCCGCCGAGGGAGAAACUCCCACAGAAGAUAGUCCGACUCCCGAAGAAUCUCCGGCCAAAGUCGGAGAACUGAAAAUACUGAAAGACUGCGACUUUGAUGAUAUCCACUUUUAUCAUCUCAAAAAGUCCGCUCCCGAGCAGAGAAAUCCCCGGACCGACAGUUGGGUCGAUCCGCCCCCCUAUUCCGAUGAAAAUUGGACCGUCGCCUACUUCAAAAACGUCGAAAAGUUCAAGAAUCGAGUUUAUUCGGGGUAGGUGUUGAUUGUCGUGAAAUAUGGUUUCUCCGAAAUAGUAUCUGACGAAAACUGAAGUAGAUAACCUCGGAAUGGCUUCAGAAAUAGACAAAUUGUGGUACUGUCUAUUUGAAACACUUCAGCUAAGCGUUUGAAGACACAUGAUAAAAUAAAAAUGAAAACGGCUCUUCGUUUCGAGACCGACCCUUGUCCAUUUAAAGGCUCUCAGUUUCUCAAUAAGUUACAAAUUCUGAAUUUUCAUGGUUCUUUUUUAAAUAGCUAACACUACAACAACAAGCGGGAAAACAAUGAAUUCGAAAUAUUAUAGAAGGAAAACAUUAAAUUCAAAUUUAAAAAAAUAAUAAAAUAAAAUUUCUUUUUGUUUUUUUCUGAAAUUUUUGAAUUUUUUUAUAUUUUUUUCAACGGAAACGCUUACCAAAAAUUAUUCGAAAAAAAGGCGGUUUUUUUCAACAAAUUCAAUUUUUUUCUGCUACGAAACAUUCGUUUUUGGUGUUGAUGAGAUUUUAUUCGAAUUUUUUUAUAAGAUUAGUGAACCACUCUAAAUAUACGAAAAAAAUAAAAAAAGUAAAUCUUUUUUUGUACGUUUAAACACAUCAGAAGUUUUUUUCUCUAUUGCAAAUCUUAAUAAAAAAAUCAAGACAAUAAAAAUGCAAUCAAAUUUAGCUUUCUUAUCAUUCUUAAAUAUAACUAUAACGUUUCCACUCCAAAUUUAACAUUUUUUUCACUUUAAAAUCGAAAUCAGAAUAUUCCAUAUUUUUUUCACUUUUAAAUGAAAAAUCAGAAUGUAAUGUUUGCCAGGCCACCGCCUCGAGGAGCAUUCCCGCCAUCUAGAGAGCCCAUGGACAGUUAUCCGCCUCCGCACGGACCGCCGAGAGGUCCCGGGCCUCCGAUUCGGGACUUUGAUGGGCCUUACGGAGGUCCUCCGAGACCUCCUUUCUCGAGACCUCCACGAUAUCCGUCCUCCUGGGAUCUUCAAUCCGUCAGAGACGAGUUCGAACCUUUUAGAAGAGGUUUUUCGCCGCCUAGAGAACCAAUCCGCAACGGCAUUUUGGGCAAUAAUCCUUCUGACCGGGGUCCGCCCGUUUGGAAUGGCCCGGUGAAAAACUGGGCCCCGGAGCCAAGUCCUCAGAAAGUCCCGAAAAAAACCCCGGAGGACGAAGAAGAUCAAGCGAGGAAACGAGUUCUGGAGCGCUUGUCGCGGAUGACGUCAUCGACGUCGAGCAGCGUCGACCUGGAGCCUUCUGAAGCCAAGGGUGUCCAAGACCAGAAGACUUCGGGUCAGGAUCAGCCGGAUUCGGCGAAUCCGACGACAUCUACGGAUCCUCAGGCGGCUGACAAGCCUUGGCGAAUUCCCAAAAAACGUAAAUUUCUGUUCUUCAUACAUGGGAUAGUCGAGGCUUCAGAGAAGGGAAAAUUAAGGCGAAAUAUAAUUUUUUUGACGAGAUCUAUUUGCGAUUCCAAAGGUCUACUUGAAAUCUCACGAAACGUGUUUUUUUAAUAGCUAAGUAGCCAUUUCGAAUCUUGAAAAAGAUGAAAAUGGUGAAAUUAUCCACCUGAAGUAUCAAAAGUUGCAUGAAAAACAAUAAAGUUCAUGCUUUACUGCUCAAAAUUUAAAAUAGACUACAGAAAAAAUGCUGAGUUGCACCAUAAUUAUAAUAUAACCUUGAGAUACACGAGAGAUUUGUUUGUUUUUAAUUAACAAAAAAAUAUAUAUAUAAAAAGACUUCAAUAAUGUCCGCAUACGCAAGAAAACUACGCAAAGUUAUAUUAAAAAAGAAAAUUUUUGUGUUUUUGCUGCAAAUGAUAUUUUUUUUUCUUUAUUUCAAGAAAUUUUCAAUUUUUUUUUUGUUUUCAAACAUGGGAUUUGUAUGCAUUCAAGUAGACUGCUGAAGUCGCAAAAAAAAUCUCAAUAGAAUUUUUUUCAAAUUUUUAUUUUUUUACAUUAGCCGAAAAGUUUUUUUGUCCUUUCUUCAUUUUUUUAAUCACAAAAUGGAUUUUUUUACCGAAACCCAGCUAUCCCAUGUAUCAUUUUGUACGAUUUCGAACUGUACCUCAUCGAUUUUCGGUUCUUUUUAGCGAAAGCUCCUUUGUUGGAACCGGAAAAGAAAGCCGAGCCUUCUCCGUCUGUUGUGACGUCAAACCGUGGGGUUGACACUUGGCGCGAUUCCAGAUAUGAACCGAUUAUUUCUCCGCAGCAUGAAACUCGGUCCUCGCAACCUUACGAAACCUUCCCUCGGCCCCGCAAGGAGGUAAUUUUUUGGGUUUUUUGGAGGGUGUCUGGGAAUUGAGCUGAAAUGAGGAAAAUAAGAGAAUUUUCGGCAGAUUUUGAACCUUUAUUAGCGCUUCAAUGACAAGAGUUCAUUGAAUAUUGCAUUGUCCUUCUUUUUUCAGCUUUUUGUCGAGAUAAAGCUCAGUUUUUGUAGCAGUUUUCUGAAUUUUUGACCGGUUUUGGGACUUUUAUUUUCGCUCCAAUGAGAAACGUUGUUUCAAAUAUACAGCGAUCAUUUUUUUCAGCCUUUUUGACAGAAAGCUCAGUUUUUCGUUGCAGGACUUUUGAAUUUUCGGAAAAUUUAGAGCCUUUUUUUCCCAUUUAAAGAUACAUUUCUAUAAAAAUCACAAUGUUCAUCCUUUUCCGAUUUUUUGAAAGUUUUUCUUUGCAGGGUUUUUCAUUUUUCGGUAAGUUCAGAGCCUUCAUUUGUACUUCCAUGGCAAAAUUCCAUCUAAAAACACACUUUUAAUCCUUUUCCAGAUUUUUUUUAAGAUAAGCUCUAAUUUUUUUGAAAGAAAAUUCAAAAAAAAACAUUCAUAAAUUUAGUACAUUUUUAAGUUCAAAGUUUUAAAAAUAAAGAAAACUAUCAUAUUUUGGCAGUGGAGCGCAUGUUCCAGCAAAUUUCUCACAAUAUUUUCAUUUCGGCUCAAUUUUCGGGUACCUUUCUUUGGUUAUUUUUUUCCCUGGUCAUGUCCGGUUCCAUUCAGGGGAAGUUUCGAAAAUAUAUUCAGUUCAAAAUAAUUUUCAGAUGUCGUUUUUCCUGCAAAAUGAUUUGCCAAGUGUCCGGCCGGCUACUCUCCGUGGGACUGUGAAUGAAUCGAGGUAAUUAAUGAGCGAUUUUGUUGGGAAAUUAGUUUUAAAUUGGUACGAUUAUGUAAUGUAUUGAAGAAAUUUCGGAAAACACUGAUAUUUUAGACCCAGAAAAAGUUUCGUGGAGGUUAGGGAGAAGGAAUGGCUCAAAAUGACUUUCGAUGAAAUUUUCAGCUCUAUGAAGGAUCUCUCAGCAUUUUUCUAUUGGAAAAGUAGGGAAAACGUAAGAAUUUUGAGGCGAAAUUGAAGAAUAAUGGUUUGAAAAUCACUUCAAAAAAGCUUUUCAAAGAGUUUUUUAGGUCAAUAAAGGACCUUUUAGCUUUGAGAAAAUCGUUGGAUUUUGUGGCGAAAUUGAAGAAAAAUGGCUUAGAAAGGCUGUUUUUAAUAUAUAUUUUAAGCUUCAUCGAGAAUUUUUCUGUCUUUCAUUAUGCGUUUUUUUGGAAAAAUUGUAAGUUAAAACAAUCUUUUUCAGACCGUCAGGCCCUCCGCCGGCCAAACAGCCCUCUUUGUCGGGUCGACCCGUUUAUCCGCCUUCGGAAGACUACCGUAACCCUCCCUCGGUACCGUAUCGAUCUGCUCCGGGACCGCAUCCCAUGGAUCCACCGUAUCGACCUUCUGAACCAAUGCGACCGCCGAGAUAUCCUGAAGAACGGCCGAGAUAUCCGGAGGACAGAUAUCCGCCGAUUGGUCGGUUUUUCGAAAUUUUUAUUAGGGAUAAAGAGAAAAAAAACUAGAAAAAUUACGUUUUACAGCACUUUUUUGAUUUGUUUUUUAGUUAAGUAUGGUUGGACUUUUUGAGAGUUUAGUUUUUUAGGAUAUCUUGCUGGAUUCUUUGAAGGCCCAGAAGACUAUAACAAUGGCAAAAGAUUACUAUUUUCUAUAGUUGCCGAAUAAAAAUAUAACAAACACGUUCCGUAAUGGCUCCUUCUUUUCAGUAUAAGAUUUCUGAAAGAAAGGUAAAAUUUAAACUUUCGAAAACUAGAAUUUUUGCGAAGAGAACGAAAAUUGUGACGUGAGGGAGUGGAGAAAUAUUUUUUUUUUAAUUGGCUUUUUUUGUCUGAACUCUCUGCUCUCUCUUCUACCUCAUCAGCCAGGAAGAUUUCUUUUCAUACUUCUUUUUUCCGGCUCAAAACGCCAGUUCAAGUGCGAAGCAUUCGCGUUGCGGUUUUGAGUGCCAAUUUGAAAAUCUAUCCUUUUUUCGAUUUUUUUUUACCUUGGUACGAUUUGGUGUUGAAAAAGUGGAUAUUUAAAUACAUCCAAUACAUUUUAAACGAGGUGUUUUGACAGUUUAUAUUAGAGAAACUCCCUUAAAUCGAUAAUUUUUGAAAUGGCGCCAAAACGCAACGCAAUCGCUCCGCGCAUCGCCGUCCGAAGCCGAGAAAAAUGAAUUAUUCCUCGUCUUUCAGACGCUUACGGACCUCCACGAGGAAUCCCGCCCCCAAGACCGUACAUGGACGAGCCGCCAUUACGUCGGGAUCCGAGAGAUUACAGAGAUUUUAGAGAUAUGGUAAAAAAUAAUUUAUAAAAACUUAGAAAAAGUCAAUUUUCAGCCACCGGAACCGAUGCGCCGCCCAUCUUUCUUCCCACCUCCCCGAGGCUAUUAG